This is a messenger RNA of Lactuca saligna, 1365 nucleotides long. NCBI's taxonomy places the organism in Eukaryota, Viridiplantae, Streptophyta, Magnoliopsida, Asterales, Asteraceae. The record is from the annotation of a GenBank genome assembly.
GCCAAGUAAAGGCUAAAGAGUAACCGAUGUCAAAAAGACGAAUGGGUGGAACACAUUUAUAAGACUUAACAAUUCAGGCUGCCUACCAACCCCCCAGCUUUUUCCAACCGCCGUAAAAGGAGAUACGGAAGGAAUUUCUCCCUUUCCUUCUCCAAUGGCAGAGAAACUUGAUGGAAACCCAUCAAACCAGACCCAAAGAAAACCAGCAAUCCCUGCAUAUGUAAAAGCCAUAUCGGGUUCACUCGGCGGAAUUGUCGAGGCAUCUUGUCUCCAACCCAUCGAUGUCAUCAAGACCCGUUUACAACUGGAUCGGGUCGGUUACUACAAGGGUAUUCUUCAUUGCGGCAGCACCACUGUCACAAACGAAGGCGUCCGUGCUCUCUGGAAGGGUUUGACACCCUUUGCCACCCACUUGACAUUGAAGUAUGCCCUACGGAUGUUCUCCAAUGCCGUGUUACAAUCGGUAUUUAAGGAUUCCAACACCGGAAAGAUUAGCGAUGGUGGGAGGUUCCUUUCUGGGUUUGGUGCUGGUGUCAUUGAAGCUCUUGUGAUUGUUACCCCAUUUGAGGUUGUAAAAAUAAGAUUACAACAACAAAAGGGACUAAGUCAAGAGCUUCUAAAAUACAAAGGUCCAAUCCAUUGCGGGCGGUUAAUCAUCCGUGAGGAAGGCAUACGCGGUCUCUGGGCCGGCGCUUCCCCAACCGUAAUGCGAAAUGGCACGAACCAAGCAGUCAUGUUCACCGCCAAGAACACAUUCGACGGGUUGUUAUGGAGGAAACACGAAGGCGAUGGAAAAGUCUUGCAACCCUGGCAAUCGAUGAUAUCUGGGUUCCUAGCUGGCACUGCGGGCCCCGUUUGCACUGGGCCUUUUGAUGUUGUGAAAACAAGGCUAAUGGCACAGAGUAAAUUGGGAGGUGAAGGGAAGUAUUAUAAGGGGAUGUUUGAUGCAAUUAAAAAGAUUUAUGGUGAGGAAGGGUUGUUUGCGUUGUGGAAGGGUUUGGUUCCACGGUUGAUGAGGAUACCACCCGGUCAGGCGAUUAUGUGGGGGGUGGCUGACCAGGUGAUGGGGUUUUAUGAGAAGAAAUAUGUUCAUGAAAUACCGUUACCCGCAUGAUUUUUUUUUUUUGUAAUGUUUUGGUAUUGGUUUUGUAACUUGGGAGGUUUUGUUUUGGUUUUGUAGACCAACAUUGGUUUUAAGAUGGAGCUAAUUGCUAGAAAUAAUAAUGUACUUUGAUUUUUCUAGUUAAGGCGUUGUACUUUUAAUUUUUUUUCUUAUUAGGACACUGUACUUUGAGAAAUCUAGUCGGUUGUAGCAUCGAUAUAUGCACUCUAUGUUGUUGGCUGAAUAAAAAAAAAAGUUGACAG